AUGUACACUGGCGAGCUCCAAAAAGAAGAUGCAACAAUCGAGGAAUUGAAACUCCUUGUUGCAGCUGACAAAUACGAAGUUGUGGAACUCACUCGGUUCCUUGACUCUCGUCUCUGCACAUGUUUGACAGAAGACACAGCCUUCGAAUUUUGGAAGGCAGCGAACUUGCAUAAUGCUCCGAUGCUGAAAGAAACCUCCGCAAGUUACCUACUGAGUGGAGCAAAUGGUGAAGCAGCUGUGAAAGUCUUGAAGUGCAUGAUACUGGCAGAUGACGUGUGUGAACGAGCUAUGGCAGCAGAGUUGUUGGAAGAAUGGUUCUGA
Closterium sp. NIES-65 is the source of this 321-nucleotide messenger RNA. The record is from the annotation of a GenBank genome assembly. Lineage: Eukaryota; Viridiplantae; Streptophyta; Zygnematophyceae; Desmidiales; Closteriaceae.